Molecule: messenger RNA, 1525 nt
Organism: Juglans microcarpa x Juglans regia
Lineage: Eukaryota; Viridiplantae; Streptophyta; Magnoliopsida; Fagales; Juglandaceae
Exons: 2
Coding region: 145-1425 (426 amino acids)
Source: RefSeq, a predicted model, not a curated record
UUGCUCUCACUGUGAAUUUAAUCUUUGUAUUAAAUGCUCUUCUCUGCCACUCACCAAAGAAGCUGAAGUCCAUGAACACCCGUUGACCCUUAUGCUGAAUUAUUCCAAUUCAGUUGUGAUCGUUGUGCGAAGCAAGGCAAUGACAUGUUUUACUUUUGUGCUCCGUGUUCAUUCGUUGUCCACCCAGACUGUACUUCCUUACCAUCAAUUGAACAACCGCCCACCCUCGAAACUGAAAUUCAUGACCACCCUUUGACACUACUGCAGAAAUCAUUUCCAUUCACUUGUAAUGUUUGUGGGAGGGUAAGCUGUAGCAUGUUUUACUUUUGUAACAUGUAUUCAUUUUUCGCUCACUCGGGUUGCGCUUCCUUACCACUAGUAGUCAAAGUUAUAAGGCAUGAACACCCUAUCAACCUCACCUACUCCAUUCCAGCCACUCAAUCGAGCCGCGUAGUUUGCAAACUCUGUGUUGACACAGUGAACACGAACUACGCGAUCUAUUAUUGCUCGAGUUGUGAUUUUGUUGCCCACCUCCAUUGUGCUACAAGCAAGGCAGAGAGAGAUGAUCAAACGCUUCUGCAGAAUUUUGAAGAUAAAGAGUUUUGUGAGUCAUCAAAACCUAUAUUGGAAUGUGAAGACAUAGGAACUGAUGAAUCCAUUGGCUCAUCAACGUUUAUUGUCAAAAUGAUCAAAGUUGGGGUAGACGGAAUAGAAAUAGCUACAAAAAUCAAACAUUUCAGUCAUGAGCAUGACUUAGAGCUCAUUGACAAGCAUGGGAUCAACGAGAAAUGUGAAGGGUGUGUGCGGUCCAUUUUUCCUCCUUUUUACACUUGCGCUCAAUGUGGAUUCUUUCUUCAUAAAUCUUGUGUUGAAUUAUCAAGAAAAAUCCGACACCCAUCUAAUCCCUAUAUGUUUAAACAUGCUUGUCAUGAACAUCAACUUAUUCUUUCGACGCUGUCGUAUUAUUGGAAAUGUAGUUGUUGUGGUUUGGAUCAAGGAUACAAAUUCCUUUGUGCCGAUUGUGAAUUCAUUGUGGACUUCAAAUGUUUAACACUGUCAUAUACGACAAGAUACAGAGAACAUGAGCAUCCUUUCACACUUUGCUAUACUCCAGAAGAAGACUCUGGUGAAUAUUAUUGUGAUAUCUGUGAAGAAGAAAGAGACCCAACGUAUUGGUUCUACUAUUGUGCAGAUUGCCUUUACCGAACUCAUCCCAAAUGCAUUCUCAAGAAAUUCAGAAAUAUCAAGUUUGAGAAAGCUUGCACAUUUGAUAUCCACCAACAUCCCCUUACUUUGGUUCGGAAGACUGAACAUGAGCCUCUGUGUAAGAAAUGUGGCAAAGCUUGUACAAACCCCUUUUCUUAUGAAUGUGUCAAAUGUAAUUUCAAUUUUCACGAAAACUGCUUGCGACCAUCUACCACCUGAAAGGAGAAAGAACUCCCUUAAGGCUUAUGUAUCCACUUUCACUUUCUUGUUGAACAAAAAUUUGUUCUUAUUAGCUAAUAUUUUUGUGUAAUUUUUUAGA